This is a messenger RNA of Owenia fusiformis, 3040 nucleotides long. The record is from the annotation of a GenBank genome assembly. Lineage: Eukaryota; Metazoa; Annelida; Polychaeta; Sabellida; Oweniidae.
CAACGACAAGUCAGAGUGGAUAUUGAAGCAUGUUGGCGCUCAGCGUUUUUAUCAUAUCCUGUUUUCCCGUCAAUGGUUUCCUGGAAGAAAAUAUGGUAUCAGGGAUAGCCACACAACAUGAAAACUAUGUACCAUUGAAGACUAUACCUGAGAUAGAGAAAAGCGAAGCUACAUCAGACGCAACUUUGCAUAAUGAUCUCAUCCAGGGUGAGUCACAUCAAAUCGCAUUUGGAAAUGAGAACAAUGGUGCUUUAUCAAAAGCUACCGAUACAUCGGCUGGAUCCAACCAUCAUGGACCUGACGGUCACAAGUUUAAAUGCAAAUUUGAAAUUCCGACCGAGUCGCAAAAACGAUUUAUAGAACUCACCGAUAAAGAAAAGAAAAACUUCAUCUAUGUGCACCUGAACUUUUCGACGAAACCAAAGUUACCAAGCAGGCGAGCAAGAGAGAGCUUAUUCUUCCCAGGGUAUCUAACGUGGACGUUUAAAGGGAGGCCAGGGGCGGGUUAUCCACUGCUCUCGUACCCAUACAACUACGAUACCCUAUCACUUGGAUUCUUAUACUGGCAUGUCAGGGAGAACUUCACAAUGAAUGUUAAGGUGAAGCCAAAAGGUUGUAACUCCACAUGGGGCGAACAUAGCAUGAUGCUGUCUCUCCUCUACACUGUUAGGAAUCUGAGUGCUAAAAUAGAGUACAACAACUCUGCAGUUUGGUGUUACUCGUUGAGAUACAAGCCAAGCAAGUUCGAAAAAUGGUUGAACCACGUCACGGGUGUUAAUCGCAAUUCGAACGGCUUCCAGUGCAGUGAACCAGAACAUCCACACAAAUACGGUGAAGAGAUCAGACAAACGAGAUUGCUGUUGGUACUGCAAGUUAUUGGAUGUGUGUUGUUCUCAUAUGCUCCAUUAUUACUCUAUAUGUUUGACGAGGGACGUACGUAUUCCAGCUCAUUAGCUCCGGAGAAAGAUAUGAAAAUGGGGUAUGAACAUUUAGAUGGAUCCGUUGAAGGGGGAGAUAAAGAUGAUGCGGCUAAUGGGAAAGAGGUUGGCGAAGAUGAGGCCAGUGGGGAAUAUUUAUAUCUUGGUGAAGAUGCCCCAAUCACAUUUUUCAGUUUGUUAAAAACAAUGUUUGUCUCAACAACACGUUCGAAUUCAGUAACAGUACAGAGAAUCAAGAAAGGUUUAUCUAUUCUCCUUCUAACCCCGUCUCUCAUAGUACUCGACACAGCCAUAACAUUUAUGUAUAAGCACAAAGCUCUCUAUAUACGAAUUAUGUCCGACGUACCUAUAGGGUUUCAUGCCAUUCCAUUUGGGUAUGAGCUCAGCAGUAGAAAUUGGUUGUACUUUCUUGGUGGGCCGUACGUCAUAUACAGCGUAUACUUUUUCCUUGCUAUUCUACUCGUAUGCCUUCCUGUUAAUCUAUGUGAAGUGGUGGCUUUACAAAUAGAAAAGAAUGACAAGUCAGGUUGCAUGUUAUUCAUGACCUCUGACAUCAUAGAGAAUUUGGGUGGAGUAAAAUAUUCUAAGCUACCAGUAUCAUAUAAAAAGUUGUCCAAAGCGUUCACUGCUCGUCUUUACACUCUGUUGCACUACAAAUUUUGGGUACUGUUGAAAAAUGUGUGGAUCAAGCGCAUCAAGGCUGUCAGAUGCAAGUUUGGUGGACCAUUCAGGGGGUCUUUGAAAAAAUGCGUUUGUUUUACAAUUUUCUUGCCUGUUUGGUUGGUUCUAUUCGUACUUUUCGUGUUGGAUAUCGUAUGCUGUAUAGCGUACUUUGGUGUCCCUAUUGUUUUCUUCAUCAAAACGGUAGUUCAAAAUUACAUUCGAUACGUACUUGAUAGGUUUCUAUAUACCGACAAGAGAGGCCAAUUUCUAGCUAGGGACAGUGUUUGUUGUGGAAUAACUGCUUGGAUUAUUCGUAUCAUUCUUUUUGUGGUCUUUGCGUUUGUGUUUUUCUGUGCCAUCACCAUGUAUACCGUCUCAGUGGUCUUUGUCACCAAUACAUUUGCAUUCACCAUCAUUGGCAUAAUUGCCUUUCCAGAGGAGGCCGUAAUGUACUGUAUUGGAACAGGUAUCGUUAUCAUGUACAUUUACAAAACCGUGAGGGGUUUCAAUGAUGGUUACAAUGAUUUAUUGCUGUAUACAAUUACUCUAUCUGAUGAUUUAAAUACACAGCAGAAAACGAGAUCUACAGAUAAAGAACCUGUGAAAUAUAUAAUUCACCAAUCAGAUGGUUCAGAAAUUUCAGGGGUUCCAGCACAUGUUUAUUACAGCCUGGUCGAGUCUUUCAGACCUUUGAGGAGGCAAGUGUUCCUCACACUUAUCUACCUUGGCCUCAUUGCAGCGUUCAUGUACGUAUGCAUACACGUCAUACAGUCAUACAACAGAGAGGCUCAACUCUCAGUUCUUGUUAAGACUGUCGCAACUGUGAUUGCCGGGAUUCUACCACAUCUGGUCCAAUUAUGCUGGGGGUCAGUGAACCAGGAUGCAAAAAACAUGAGAUACAAGCUCCAGAUCAAGUCAAACAUAAAGGCACAUUGGCAGCGCCAUAAACAAAACAUUCAAGAUGAAGAGCUAAUAAUAAACUGAUGAGCCAACAAUGUUACCAUAUAGCUAUGAUUCAUACGGCUUCACAAUACAUUAUUAGCUUCCGAAAGAUGUUGUGAUUUAAAAAUAUUCGUUAUCAUGACGCCUUUUUUCACUAUAGAAAUAUUUUAGAUGAUGACAGAUCUAUACAAAGAGAAUGCAAUGCAUGGUUAUUGCAGAAUGCUGAAAUAAGCAAUCAAUGGAACACACAUUUCGUCGGCGUGUAUACCACCUAGUGUUUUUCAACGCUUUACUGCAUUAUACUGAAUAUUCGAGAUGAACUAAAGUUUGGUGUCUUUUUUUAUGCUUCUAUUUGUCUAUUUGGAAUUGCAUCGUUAUCCACUGGUUGCUUACUUAGUAAAACAAUCCGUACCUUAAAAUACCUGAUUGUCGUAUACUAAUAUUAAUCCAAUAGGUAUGAUCGCAAACUAUUUUGACAACAGGGUGAGCCAAAAAAG